Molecule: messenger RNA, 4388 nt
Organism: Orbicella faveolata
Lineage: Eukaryota; Metazoa; Cnidaria; Anthozoa; Scleractinia; Merulinidae
Source: RefSeq, a predicted model, not a curated record
UCACUGACAUGUCAUGUGGAGUUUGUGUUUUGGUUUGUUUUUCAGGGCUUCAAGAUCAAGCCUCAAGUAUUUAUCACCCUUCAACAUGAGCAUUCUGACCGACCAUUUGAUUCCAUGAACCUUUGGCUUGAAGAUGUCGGAAAGAACGAGUUUUACGUGUGCAUGAGAGAGUUGAUGACGUUUGAUGGAAUUCACUCGGACCUAAAGGUGCAUUGGUUUGCUUAUGACGAGCUCCCCGCCUAUUGGAACUUCACUGAACGAGGAAAGAUUAAUUUCGCUGGAUAUGGAGCACCAUCGCAAGAAAAUAAUUACGCUUUUUGCCAGGAUUUGAAAUUUGACAACCCGUUUUACAAAGCGCCAAUAAUCCUUGUAUCUGCUAGUCACGACAAUUCAACCAGCACACUGUGGUAUAACUCAGAUGGUCGCUACAGCAAUGCUUUAAAUGUUUGGAUGGAGGAGAUUACUCAGUCGUCUUUUAAAGUUUGCGUUAAGGACACUCAGGGAAUAAGCAGAAAUCACGACCCAAUAACCGUGGAGUAUGCUGUCGUAGGAGAACUUGACCCGUGCAUAAACGUGACUUGUGAGUACUUUGCUGUCUGCAAGGCGUUCGACGCAUUUGACGCCCGUUGUGUCUGUGAGGAAGACUGCCCUUCAUACGAGGAGCAAGUGUGCUCAUCCAACUCAACCACCUUCAAAAACAAGUGCAUUUUUGAACUGGAGAUGUGUAGGCUGAAGAGCAACCACACUCUGUAUCAUCCAGGAAGUUGUACCGGUUUUCCUGUACGGAGAGGACGAGUGACAUUAAAACGAGAUGUCUCCUCUGCUGAGACGGCCUGCGAAAUCGUGAUUUUCCCGCCGUUUUCAUUCUACCCGGACAAGGAAGUGCACGUGCAGAUCACCACUAAUCACUGGAACUCAACCAGGAGUAAUUACGUGCAUGAGGCUACUGUCUCCUGGGCGGAAAAUGUAAACUACCAGAACUUUAAGGUUUGCGUGACAAUAGCAGGAAGAAAUGACCGACAAACAAGAGAGUUCGCAACCGUCGACUGGAUGGCUUACCAGGGAGCACCGAACGGAGGGGUGGCGGGAAAUACCCGUAUUCCGCAAUGGUGGACUGGGACAAAAUGCGAAGAAAUUACACUACCUAAUGGUAAAUUUUCCGUUACACCCACCAUUCUGGCAACAGCAGAUCACAUGAGCUCAGCUUUCAAGCACGAUGCUGCUAGUCUGUGGAUAGAAAACGCCACCAGCUCUAACUUCUACAUCUGUCUACGCGAGUUACAGAAUUACGAUGGCCUUCAUGAAGACAUUUUUGUGAACUGGCUGGCUUUCGAAACAAUCCAUCGUCCCCUUUUUACCGAGAGUAAAAAAGUCCUCUUUCCAAACGAUAACCCAGUUUCUGCUAAUGACAAUGGAGCAUUUUGUCAGGACGUGCAGUUUGAAAGAGCUUACGACAAAGAACCUAACAUAAUAAUAACAGCCAGUCAUAAUUCGUCGAGCAACAACUUAAAGCCAGCAUUCAUGUCUGUUGCUGCAUGGAUAGAGCAUAUCAAGGCAUCUGAAUUCCGUAUUUGUCUCAAGGAGUUGUUCGGUAACCAGCAUGAUCCCACUGCGGUGUCUUACGUUGUACUUGCAGACAUUUGUAAACCAGGGUGGUCAUACUUUUCUGGUGUUUGCUACUCAACCAGUCAAUCUUGCAAGAACUGGACUGAAGCUCAGAAGACCUGCCAAAACUACAACGCCAACCUCGUGAGCGUCCGAAAUCAAGAAGAAAAUGUUUUCGUGCAGCAUCGUUUGAAUGGAGCCAGGGGUUGGAUUGGAUUGAACGACAGAAACAGCGAGGGCACAUUUGUCUGGGCGGAUAGUCGAUCCAACAACUUUACAUAUUGGGCUCAGAGUCAACCCAAUGACUUCAACAAUGAAGACUGCGUCCAUACCUUAGGAAUUAGGCAUAGCUUUAUGUGGAAUGACGUGAGCUGUGCGAGGUGUAAUAACUACACUUGUUCAGAAGACCUGGACGAAUGCGGAAACAACGGUCAUAACUGUCACCAAAAUGGAGUAUGUUCAAAUACAUAUGGAGGUUAUAGCUGUCAGUGUGCCAACGGAUACAGUGGCGACGGUCGAACUUGCAUAGAUAUCGAUGAAUGUUUUUCUGGUCACACAUGUGAUAGCAGUGCAUCAUGUCAGAAUAUGGAUGGAUCAUAUGUAUGUACCUGUGAUGGAGGAUAUACAGGCGACGGGCACACUUGUCGAGAUGUGGAUGAGUGUUCACUCGGCAGUCAUAACUGUGACAGCAAUGCACAAUGCAACAACAUUCCUGGAUCUUUCACUUGCCAAUGUAACUACGCGAGUGGCUACUAUGGCAACGGCACUGUAUGCUUUGUUUACAGAGGCUUCGAAGACUCGUUAAUUGUUGGCACUGAUAGCAGCAAAAUGUCACAGCUGAACUCUUGGCUUAGUUCUCGCCUGCAGAAUUCGGACAGAAGUUAUUGGAAACGGUGUUGGAGAGGCUCUGUUGAUGGCUGGCACACAAAGACCUUUCACCAACUCUGUGAUGAUCUCGGACCCACCGUGACUAUCGUUCGCGCCAAUGGCUACAUAUUUGGAGGCUACACUGACCAGUCGUGGAAAUGGUCACAUGGAUAUCAGUACUCGACAAAAACCUUCAUAUUCUCACUCAGAAACUAUUAUGGAUAUGGUUACUUUAAAAACGACGUUAACAACUAUUAUCAAUACUCCACAUACAGUAAUGAUAACUAUGGUCCAACCUUUGGUGGGGGACACGAUAUUUACAUUGCAGACUAUGCAAAUACUAAUUACAACUCUUACUUUAACUGUUACUCGUACACCAGUCCCUACUGCGACAAUUAUCUCUGGACAGGAAGCAGCAGUGUCUGCCCAGAUGAAAUAGAGGUUUACUAUGAAGUACUUGCUAGUAAUUAAACAGCUGAGAUAAAAUUACAUGUAAUCUGCGCCCACGUGCUGUAAUGCAUUUUCAUACGUAAAUCGGAUGUAAAUCAUUGAGGACUUGCAGAAUCUAUAUAUUUCAUUCCUACUCAGCAUAUAGGGGGUUUUAUUGAGUGCUUUUUUUUUUUAGCGUGAAGGACCUGAGAACAUGUCAUAACGUUUCAGUCUUAAUACUGAUGUCCCAUUGUAAGGCGGGGUUUGAGCCAUACGCUUAAACUCAUGUUGGAAUCUCUGUCAUACAUAUAUAUCUUUAGCGUAGUCCCAAGGUAGUAAAUAAGUAAAUAAAUAACAACAUAAAAGUAGAUUCAUGGUUCCCAGGUGGCGUCACUUGCUUGGAGACACCUUAGUCUAACAAACAAAAGGAAGGAGUACAAUUUUUGUUUUUUGUUCGGCAUAAAGCGGUUUUCAAUCAGGUUGUAAAACCAAAGUAAUCACUCUUGCCAAUCACAAAGGACACAUAAAAUUAAGCGGACCAAUUAAAACUUGUAGCAAGUACAUGUCGCUGUCGACAUGAAGCUAGAGAAAACGUGUGCGACCAAUCAAGUCAUCUGUCAGCUUUGGUUUUUCCUUCUGAUUCAAUGACAGUCUGGGGCGAAUUUAUUUUAAACCAAUUGCUUUGCAUAACAAUGCAAAACCAAGGCAGAUGUGCAUCACUUUCGACAAUCAAGUGAAAACCGCUCUAUCACUUCGCGAUUGCAAAAAGUAACAGUAGGCAAAAUGAUUUCUUGCCAGCCCGCGAAGGCAAGCGAGGCAAGAAACGCAAAAACGAUAGGUUUAUAGAUUUAUUUGUUCUGCCUCUCUCCAGUGAAACAGUCACAGUUUAAGCUCUUUCCUUAGCGUUUCGUCUCGUUUACGGACUAUUUUGCUUUCUAAUGGUGUGCAUAGCCCUGAGUGUAAGUGUAGCUGCUUAAUUGUUGAAGUCUUACGGUUAGUUUUUUUAGUGAAAAAAAAAAGGUAGGAAACGAUUCACAGUUUCUAACAUCAUAUUUCAAAUGAGCCCCUGUAAAGUGGGCUAUUUGUAAACGGAAUACCGGCAAGUUUGCAUGCAUACCCUAAGUUAAAUUCUAGUCUUUCGCAGUUUUAUAACCACUAGAAAAAUUAGAUAAUUGUGAGUUUGUAACUUCUAUUUUUGAAUCUCGGACUAUUAAUAAACAAGAUACCAGAAUGAUUUGUUCUCGAUUUGUAGUAGUGUAUAACUAGAGAACUGAGGCUUCAUUUUCUUCGUCUUAUCCAGCUGAGCUUGCACCGUAGGCACCUUAUUUUUUUCUUUUCGAGAAUAAUAUCAAAGUGUUAGGUGAGCUGCCGGCAAAAAUAAAGGUGAUAAUUAUUCUUACACAUUAAAGUCUUUGGGGAUGUUUAAUCACAUUUUAGAAACGUAUAACUGUGCGACUCCACCACUAUUCAAUCCGUAGUGGUUUAUC